AGCAUAUUGCGGCUCAUUUAGCCUGGUCAUCCGAACAACAUGGCCUCACUGCAAUCCUCAACCUCAAACAUCUCUCUGUCCUCCGCUUCUAACACCCAGAUAAUGUGCAGUCUCCCACCUCGGAUGAGCUGCCAUUGUUCUCCUCACACAUGCGGAGAAUUUCUAUUGAUCCCCUUGGGAUGACAUCCCCCAGGAGCGCGACUUUUACGGCCGCAAAGAGGAGAAGGGGACCUUGGUAUACUUCGAGACCGAGACUUUUGGCGACGAUCUUUGUGUUUGGCCUUUUGUAUUUGUAUCUCAAUUUUGGCGGGACUCCUGUCUUGAUACCAGAGGAUUCGUACCAGACGUUGGCGGAUGAUUCUUUAAGGGAUAUUUUGAAUUCUACGCUUGGGUUCCAAAAAAUAUUGGUGUUAAAUCUUCCCUUCCGGACUGACCGCCGCGAUGCUAUAACACUGGCGGCCGCAACAAGCAACAUCCAGCUUGAUUUCGUUGACGGUGUGACCGGAGACAGCAUCCGCCAGAGCGCUUACCCUCCUCCUGAAGAAAAUAUAAAACUACCAGUAGGGAUAAGAGGUAGUUGGCGAACCCACAUGAAUGCACUGCAAAGAGUUGUCGAACAAAAUCUUACCACAGCAUUGAUAUUAGAGGACGACGUGGACUGGGACGUGCGAGUCCGUCAAAACAUGCAACGAUUCGCCCUAGCAUCACGCUUUCUAUCAGAAAACAAAGACGUCCUCUCUUCGUCCCCCCAAUACCGCCUCGAAAGCCGCCCCAACCCCGAGACGCCAGAAACUGCCUUCCACAUCCUCUCGGAAAAUGGCAUCACCGAGAAACUCCCCUCAUUGCCUCUAUCCUCCGCGUACCGAAAACCCCUCCGCUAUCCGCGCCCCCAUCCAAACGGCCCAACUUCUCCCUACGGCGACCCAGCAGAAUGGGACGUCCUUUGGAUUGGUCACUGUGGAGCAGGAUUUCCCCGCUACUCGACUUCGUCGAAGAAAACGGACGUCACCACUUCCAACGUGCUCCUCACUCUACCAAAUGACAAGACAGUCCCGAUACCCAAAUACCUCAAAGCCCAUCCCUUCCAAGGCGACAAUGAUCCACUCGCGGCUGCUUACCCACCCCACACCCGGAUCUACCACCGUGCUAGCGGCGGUGAACUCUGCACCGUUGGAUACGCCGUCAGCCAGCGGGGCGCACGACGCCUCCUUCAUCAAUUUGGCGUGAAGAACUGGAACGGGAUUUUCGACUCCGAGCUCGGGAAGUGGUGUGCAGGGGAAGAUUCCGCACCCUCUUCCGCCAACAUUGCUAAAGAGACGAAGUCUCAAACUCCUCUUCUUCAUCGAUCAGGGAAGGUGAAGGCGAGGGAAAGAGUGUGUCUCGCGAGUCAACCUCCAAUUUUCGCACACCAUCAUCCAAUGGAUGGGGAGAGUGAUAUUGGGGGUUUAGGAGGGGGGUAUGCGACUAAGUAUGAGACUAAGUAUUUGAGGUAUAGUGUAAGGAUGAAUUUGGAGAGGAUCGUGAGGGGGGAGAAGGAGCUUGUGGAUCAGUGGCCGGAUGAAUGAGGCGGGAGGGGAGUGGAUGUCACAGAGCGAGG
Messenger RNA from Lindgomyces ingoldianus, 1597 nucleotides. RefSeq lists its product as uncharacterized. Lineage: Eukaryota; Fungi; Ascomycota; Dothideomycetes; Pleosporales; Lindgomycetaceae. The coding region runs from base 150 to 1565 and encodes 471 amino acids. The transcript is spliced from 3 exons. The record is from RefSeq and is a predicted model, not a curated record.